AUGCUCCAGAAUCUGAACUUUUCGCAUUUCAAAGGGACCGAUUCUACCGCAGGCACCCCUUCAACCGGCGUUGCAGACGACAAGCUCGGCGACGGGGGUCUGGUUGGCGUAGUCGACAAGGCACUAAGCGGAGGUGGACAAGGCCAACAAGGAGCGGGCACGGCGACACCCGUAGCAGGCACCCCUGCAACUGGCGUCGCGGAUGACAAGCUAGGCAACGGGGGUCUGGUUGGGGUAGUGGACAAGACGCUGAGCGGUGGUGGACAGGGCCAGGAAGGAGCGGGCACCCCUGCAGCAGGCACCCCUGCAACCGGCGUCGCGGACGACAAGCUAGGCAACGGGGGUCUGGUUGGAGUAGUGGACAAGACGCUGAGCGGUGGUGGACAGGGCCAGGAAGGAGGGGGCACCCCUACAGCAGCAGGUACCCCUUCGACCGGUCUCGCGGACGACAAGCUUGGCGACGGGGGUCUGGUUGGGGUAGUUGACAAGGCCCUAAACGGUGGCGGACAAGGCCAGCAAGGAGCGGACACUCCUGCAGCAGGAACCGAUUCAAGCGGAGCCGCAGAUGAGACGCCCGGCGACCGGGGCCUGGUUGGGGUAGUCGACAAAGCACUAAGCGGUACAAACGCAAGUGGUGGCGGUGAACAAGGUGAACAAGGAGCGGGCACGACUGCGCCUGCAACAGGCACCCCUACAAGCGGUGUUGCAGCCGACAAGCCCGGCGACAAGGGUGUAGUUGGAGUAGUCGACAAGGCUCUCAACGGUCCAGCUUCCACGGGCGGUGGUGAACAAGGUACUACUACAGGCGGUACUGCAGAUGACAAGCCCGGCGACCGGGGUGUGGUUGGAGUAGUUGACAAGGCAUUAAGUGGCACAAACUCCAAGGGCGGCGGUGGCGAACCUGGUCAAGAGCAAGGAGCGGGCACGACUACGCCAGCAACAGAGGUUACUCCUGGCGGGGGCACCAAUGACAAGCCUGGUGACGGGGGUGUGGUCGGAGCAGUCGACAAAGCAUUGAACGGACCAGGCUCCAAGGGUGGCGGUGGAGAAGGUGGAGGAGUGGGCACGGGUACGCCCGCAUCAGGGGUUACUCCCGGCGGCGUCACAAAUGACAAACCUGGUGACGGGGGUGUAAUUGGGGCAGUCGACAAAGCAUUGAACGGACCAAGCUCCAAGGGUGGCGGUGGAGAAGGUGGAGGAGUGGGCACGGGUACGCCCGCAUCAGGGGUUACUCCCGGCGGCGUCGCAGACGACAAACCUGGGGACGCGGGUGUGGUUGGGGCAGUCGACAAAGCAUUGAAUGGACCAGGCUCCAAGGGUGGCGGUGGAGAAGGUGGAGGAGUGGGCACCGGGGUUACUCCCGGUGGCGGCACGAAUGGCAAACCCGGUGACGGGGGUGUGGUUGGGGCAGUCGACAAAACAUUGAACGGACCAGGCUCCAAGGGUGGCGGUGGAGAAGAAGGAGGAGUGGGCACGGGGGUUACGCCGGCCGGCGGCACAAACGACAAACCUGGUGACGGGGGUGUGGUUGGGGCAGUCGACAAAGCAUUGAACGGACCAGGCUCCAAGGGUGGCGGUGGAGAAGGUGGAGGAGUGGGCACGGGGGUUACUCCGAGCGGCGGCACAAAUGGCAAACCUGGUGACGGGGGUGUGGUCGGGGCAGUCGACAAAGCGUUGAACGGACCAGGCUCCAAGGGCGGCGGUGGAGAAGGAGGAGGAGUGGGCACGGGUACGCCCGCAACAGGUCGGGAUGCUGGAGCUACUGAGAAUGGAGCCGCUGCCCCUAGAGCCGGCGGAACUGCGACCGGAUCCGGAAUCACGACAGGCACCAGUAACGUCCCGGCGCGCAAUACCCAUACCGGACAGCACGACUCCGGGGGCACUAAUGUCCAGCAAAAUGUUGACAUCAACAUCAACUUCAACCCCGAUGGCUCCGGUUACUUUGGUCAGCCCGUGCGAACUGCGCCGACGGCGCCUGUGGCCAGCCCCGCUCUUUCAGCCGGCCGCGUCAAGAACGUGGAGCCGCAAACUGCCGACGAAGCGGUGAAGUUCCUCAAGCAUACCCAGGGUUUUGGGGAAGGCGUUCUGCAGCGACCAGACGGCACGGGUUUGGCGCCCAACACCCGCUUGGAGCCGGGGAAGGACUACAUCUUCGUUCCAAGUGCUUCUCCCACACCCACUGAUGGCGGCGGGAACGGUCAUGCUGGUAACGACAGCAAGCCUUCAGACGCCGCCCGUCCGGCAUCGCCAAGCACAAAUGGAACCGGUGGUUCGGAAGCGGCUUCAGGUGCACAAGCACGGGUGGUGCGCAUCAGGAAUGCUUCAGCCGGCCAGAUCUCGGAAGUGGAGCCGCAGACCGCCCGCGACGCACUUCAGUAUCUGAAGAACAUAUCUGGAUUCAGCAGCGGCGUCUUGCAGAACAAGAAUGGCACGGGAUUGGCGCCGGACACUCGCUUGGACCCGAGUCAAGAAUACGUCUUUGUUCCAGAUUCGGCAACGCGUGGCCACAAGGGCUCCGGCGGGACUGGCGCAGGCGCCCCCCAAGACGUGUCUGACGGCUCUUCUGGCGGUGCGGCCGGUGGUGGUUCGGGGCCAGGUUCCACUGCGACUGCACAGGUUGUCCGGAUCGUCCACUCGUCGACUGGCCGGACGUCCGACGUGGAACCUCAGACCGUCCAAGAUGCACAAGAGUACUUGAGGAACCUGCCGGAAUUCGGGCCAGGCGUUUUGCAGCGGAAAGACGGGACGGGCUUGUCUCCCGGUUCUCGGCUGGAACCGGGGCAGGACUAUGUCUUUGUCCCGAGCCGCGGAGGGUCCAGCGCAAAGCCCGCAGAUGACACCAAACCCGACCGAGGCCGGGCUGGCGCUGACGUCCAGCCCGGUACUGGAGCUACCAGCGACACGGAUGCUGGAAGGAAGACAGGCGGCGGGGGUACUGAUGCGGGCCAGACAUCCGCACUGAUAACGACCGCAAGCGGCGCCAGUCAGCCUGUGGAGCCCCAGACUGUCUCGCAAGCCCUUGACGCGUUGAAGGGCAUUCGAGGAUUUGGGGAGGGCGUCCUUACAGCGGAGGACGGGACGCUCUUGGCGCCAGAGACCCGUCUUCAGCCGGGCGGACAGUACACCUUCGUGCCGGAUAGUCCCUCAGGUGCAGGCGCGGGAGCCGGCGAGAACGGCGCUAGUAUUGUCACUGGAGGCGGCAAUCAGAAGCGAGGCGCUGACAGGCCCGGUCCUGCCGGUGGAGGCGACCGCCCAGCAGAUACAAGCGGGGACCAAGGACCCGCAAGCAUUCAGAGCACCGGCGGGGGUUAUCCCCUCAAGGUUCAGCCGCAAACCGUGGCUCAAGCCCUCGCGGCUCUGAAGCGCAUGCCCCGGUUUGGAGAAGGCACGCUCAAGGCCAAGAACGGGACGCUUUUAGCACCAGACACGCGUCUGCAGCCGGGCGGGGAACAUGUAUUCGUGCCGACUGCUUCACCAGGCACCAGAGAUGGCACGGACGGAGCAAGUCCGGAGACUGACACCAGCAAGCCGGUUGACCCAGGCUACGAUAGAAAAGACGGCGGCCCUGACGUAGGAGGUGGAGGCGGCAAAGGCAGCGGCGGCAAGGACCCAAUCGUCAUCCAGCACCCGAGCGGCGGCUCCCCUGCUAAGCUGCAGCCCCAAACGGUGGGGGAAGCGCUGGAUGCGCUGAAGCGCGUGGACGGCUUCGGGGAGGGCCGCUUGCAGAAGCCCGACGGCACCAUUUUGGCUCGCGGCAGCCCGCUGGAACCGGGGGUGGUCUUCGUACCGAAUGUUACUAAAGGAAAAGGUGAUACAACCAAGAACGACCCCAGGGGAACCGACCGUUCACCAAUCUCAAAAGGCGACGGCCAGAUGCCUGACGAGGGCGUCGAAGUGGGCGGUACUAAAGGUGACAAAAGCGGUGCUAACACGGACCCGAUCGUCAUUCCAAACCCGAGCGGUGACUCUUCCGCAAAGUUGCAGCCGCAAACUGUGGGGGAAGCGCUUGAUGCGCUGAAGGGCGUGGACGGCUUCGGGGAGGGCCAUUUGCAGAAGCCCGACGGGACCAUCUUGGCUCGUGGUAGCCCAUUGGAUCAUGGGGCAGUCUUCGUCUCAAGCGCUGCCACAGGCAAAGAAGAGCCCAACGAGAAGGACCCCGUUCAGUCACCAAGUGGAAACGACGACGGGGACCAGAAGCCAAGCGGGAGUGAGAAGGGCACCGGGGGAGGAAAGGGCACCGGAGCAGGCGAACCUUCCGGAGGUAGCCAAGGUGGUGCCAAAACGGACCCGAUCGUCAUCGGGAACCCAAGCGGCGGCUCCCCUGCCAAGUUGCAGCCCCAAACGGUGGGAGAAGCGCUGGAUGCGCUGAAGGGCGUAGGCGGAUUUGGAGAGGGCCGCUUGCAGAAGCCUGACGGCACCAUCUUGGCUCGCAGCAGCCCGCUGGAACCGGGGGUAGUAUUCGUUCCGAAUGUCCCUAAAGGAAAAACUGACCCUCCAAAGAAGGACGACUCCAGCGCUGGCCAGCCAGCAAGCCGUGAGGGCGACGGCCACGCGCCCAACGGGACAGAGAAGGGCGGCACAGCAGCCAGGGAUGCUUCUGGAGGUGGCAAAAGCGGCGGCAGCAAGGACCCAAUUGUCAUCCAAAACCCUCGGAGCGGCGGCUCCCCUGCAAAGUUGCAACCCCAGACCGUUGGGGAAGCGCUCGAUGCGCUGAAGGGCGUGGACGGCUUCGGGGAGGGUCGCUUGCAGAAGCCCGAUGGCACAAUUUUGGCUCGCGGCAGCCCGUUGGAACCGGGGGCAGUGUUCGUUCCGAACGUUGCCGAAGAAAAAGCUGACCCUCCGAAGAAAGACGACUCCAGCGCUGGCCAGCCAGCAAGCCGCGAGGGCGACGGCCGGGGGCCCAACGGGGCAGAGAAGGGCGCAGGAGCUGGUGACGCUUCUGGAGGUGGCAAAAAUAAGGAGCCAAUCGUCAUUGAGAACCCGAGCGGCGGUCUUCCUGCCAAGCUGCAGCCCCAAACGGUGGGGGAAGCGCUGGAUGCGCUGAAGGGCGUGGACGGCUUUGGGGAGGGCCGCUUGCAGAAGCCCGACGGCACCAUCUUGGCACGCGGCAGCCCACUAGAACCGGGGGCAGUCUUCGUUCCGAACGUCGCAAAAGGAGAAAAAGCUGACCCUCCAAAGAAGGACGACUCCAAUACAGGCCAGCCAGCAAGCCGUGAGGGCGACGGCCGUGGGGCCAACGGGGCAGAGAAGGGCGGAGCUGGGGACGAUUCUGGAGGUGGCAAAGGCAGUGCCAACAAGGACCCGAUUGUUAUUGGGAACCCGAGCGGCGGUGCUCCUGCUAAGUUGCAGCCCCAAACCGUUGGGGAAGCGCUGGAUGCGCUGAAGGGCGUGGACGGCUUCGGGGAGGGCCGCUUGCAAAAGCCCGACGGCACCAUCUUGGCCCGCGGCAGCCCGCUGAAACCGGGAGUAGUUUUCGUCCCGAAUGUUGCUGAAGGAAAGGAUGACCCACCUGAGAAGGAUGAUUCCGGCAACGGCCGAGGGUCUGGCGGGGCGGAGAAGGCACAAAUGCUGCUGGAGGUGCCAACAAGGAGCCGAUUGUAA
Klebsormidium nitens is the source of this 5601-nucleotide messenger RNA. NCBI's taxonomy places the organism in Eukaryota, Viridiplantae, Streptophyta, Klebsormidiophyceae, Klebsormidiales, Klebsormidiaceae. The record is from the annotation of a GenBank genome assembly.